AUGGCAUUUUCAAAUGAUGACGUGGAAAACAAGACAUCCGUAAUGUGGUUGGUACAACAGAUGAAAGAGCAUGAGCCGAAUUUGAGGGUGGAAAUCAGAUAUCACCGGUUGAACAGUUGUUAUGCCAUUUAUUUAACGGCGGAUUAUAAAAGCUUGCUCAAAGGCGCCGAAUUGUGUCAUAUCAAAAAGGCGAUAAAAUCGAAGUUUGGCGGUGGCAUGCGAGAUUUUUCAUUCGAAGAAGCCCAAUUUUUCGCUGGUGUUGAAGGCAAAAACACAUUUUUGUCACCGAUGGAACGAACGCUGAUUGUGAAACAAAUGGUGGAUAUGAUGAGAGCUGGAAAAGGAGGAUUGACAUUGAAACUGCCGAGACGGACCAUAAGUUUUACGGAAGGAACUGCAAUAGUUCCACGCCUUCAGUCGACAAAUGUGGUGCAACAUGUGUCAGCAUUACAUAAUACAGAGUUCUUGAAACAUUUACAACAGAAGUGGGUCACUUCCAUUGAAGCGCAACCCAUUGAUCAGAUCAAAGACUACUUCGGCACCGAGAUAGCCAUGUACUUUGCAUGGCUUGGCCAUCUGACAACUGCUCUUUGGUUUCCAUCACUUUUAGGAAUCGUUAUGUGGUUUUUGGGAGGGUUCAAGUACAAAAAUAAUCCCGGUGAUAAGCAGGAUUUGUAUCAGCUAAUCUCCGACAUUUGCUUUGUUCUCUUCGCUUUCUUCAACUGCAUCUGGUCCACAAUCUAUCUGGAAUGGUGGAAACGAGUUCAAGCGGAAUUGGCGUUCAAAUGGGGGACAUAUGACGCGACCCAAGAUUCAUACCUUCAGGAUCCGAGACCCGCGUUUCAGGGAGAUUAUUUGGCGCCGAAUCCAGUGUCCGGGAGAAUGGAACCGUUUUAUCCUGCUUGGAAGCAUAUUGUUGUGAGAUAUG
Caenorhabditis briggsae is the source of this 928-nucleotide messenger RNA. The record is from RefSeq and is a predicted model, not a curated record. Gene Ontology annotation, molecular function: chloride channel activity. The transcript has 4 exons. The annotation marks the transcript as partial. NCBI's taxonomy places the organism in Eukaryota, Metazoa, Nematoda, Chromadorea, Rhabditida, Rhabditidae. Gene Ontology annotation, biological process: chloride transmembrane transport. Gene Ontology annotation, cellular component: plasma membrane.